This is a messenger RNA of Musa acuminata subsp. malaccensis (wild Malaysian banana), 1439 nucleotides long. The record is from RefSeq and is a predicted model, not a curated record. Lineage: Eukaryota; Viridiplantae; Streptophyta; Magnoliopsida; Zingiberales; Musaceae.
UGAGACGAGGAUAGGAGACGGAAGGAUAAGACCAUAACGAAGACGACGAGGAAGCAUUUCUCGCUCCCCAUCCCGCCUGAUUGACAUCGCUGUUUGGAACAUGGAAUGAAGGGCGGGUGAAGAACCUUACAAAUAAAUGAUUGCUGCAGUUAGAUAUGGAUUUGAUAUAUUGUUUCCCUUAAUCAUUACACCAUGAGAAGAGUGUAUUGCUUGAAGCAUAAGAUUGCAUUUAACUAAUGGCUUAAAUCAGUGCACUAAGAUCACUUCUCCAAAUAGUUAGAUUUUUAUAGUAAUCUCAAGUCUCCAUCUCAAUUCUUAACUAUAAAGUUAGUUCUUUUGAUUGAAUGAUGUAAUGUACCUACUUAUUAUUAUCUAACAUCCAAAUGGCGAGUUCCGGAACAGUAACCCUCUCGAUGAUCACCACCCAAAAGAUCAAGGAAAUAAAGAAAGAAAACAUGAAGAUAGACGACAAUACUGGCGGCCAAAGCAAGAAAGUAAAGCUGGUUUAGCCCUCCCUUUUAAUCCACACUUUGCCUUCCUGAGAAACAGAGCAGCAAAUCAAAGGGCAUAAACGCGAGAGAGAGAGAGAGAGGCCAUGAAAGGAAGCCUGGGAGGAGGAAGAGGAGUCUCAACAGACCUUUUGGUCUGCUUUCCAUCAAGAGCUCAUCUGCCGCUGAUGCCAAAGACUAUAAGUGGUCCAUCGCGGCACACGGAAUCCGGCAGGCGCCCUCCGACGAGGCACACCGGCCGUGGCCGGGCGAGCCCCCUCUUUAAGGCCAAGGCCAAGCACUUGAACUCGGCGGAGCUCGACGAGCCGGCCUCGCCCAAGGUCACCUGCGCCGGCCAGAUCAAGGUAAGGGCCAAGGCGAGACCAACGCCCAGACGCAGCGGCGGCGGCUGCGACAGGAACUGGCUCGAAAUGUUCGGCCUCAAGAAGGACGCCAUGCACUUCCUUGGCGCCCUCCGAGGCCUCCGCUUUGGCGCCAGGUGCUUCGGUUCGUUCCGUGCCCCAGCGGACUGCACCAGUGAAGAGGAAGACGAAGAUGAAGAGGAGAGGAAAGACAAUCGCCAACUACAGGAGGCCGUGGAAGAGGAGAGCAACGGACGUUGCGAAGUGGAAUCGAUGGCGCCACCUCCAAAUGCUCUUCUGCUCACGAGGUGUAGGUCAGCACCUGCAACGAGGUGGUCACCGAGAGGAGGCGGCGGUGGUGAUGGAGAAGAGUCGUCGGCGAAGGUGAUUAGGGCGGAAGAGGAGGGGGUGGUUCUGCCGAACUAUGCUCAUGGUUUCCCUAAGGUGUCGUCGGAGAUUGCAAAGGAGAGUUGGGUUGAGGUAAGGAUGAAUCUGCCGGUGAGGAGUCGAAGCUGGAAGAGAUGAUGGAUCUCGACGGUGGUGGCGUUCAACUGCUUUACCGGUGUUUCAUGGUGUUCAUGAGAUGCAA